CUCAGAAACGACGAGCGAUGAGUAUUUGGAAGGAAAGGUUACACAUCAAAGGAAGUCCUGAAGCGUUUAACUUCUUAGACGAUGACAAUCCCCCAGUUUCAUUUGUGAAGUUUUCGCCAAACGGCAAGUACAUUCUUGCAGCCACUUUGGACAGUACGAUAAAACUUUGGGACUUCAAUAAAGGAAAGUGUCUGAAACAGUACACCGGUCACAAAAACGAAAAGUACUGCGUAUUUGUCAAUUUUUCGUGGAUCGUCAGCGGUUCUGAAGAUAACAUUGUUUACAUUUGGAACCUUCAGACGAAAGAAAUCGUUCAAAAACUGUCCGGACAUUCAGGUAGAGAAACGCAACAGUAAUC
This is a messenger RNA of Soboliphyme baturini, 358 nucleotides long. The record is from the annotation of a GenBank genome assembly. NCBI's taxonomy places the organism in Eukaryota, Metazoa, Nematoda, Enoplea, Dioctophymatida, Soboliphymatidae.